This is a messenger RNA of Amoebophrya sp. A120, 4008 nucleotides long. The record is from the annotation of a GenBank genome assembly. NCBI's taxonomy places the organism in Eukaryota, Dinophyceae, Syndiniales, Amoebophryaceae.
GUUUGCCAAUCGUUCGGUUCAAAAUUCGGUGUAGUAACUGUGCUGUACUGAAGUUAGUGUUUGCAAAACCCCUUCUGUAUCUCGUGAAGUUGAUCUUUCAGUCGCAGAAUACCUAAGGCGGUGGUGAGAUCGGCAGGUGGUCGAGGUUUCUCCGGAAGCAGGCCCGGAUGUAACGCGCCCGAUCCAUCUGGUUGGCAGCCCACUGCUGUCCGUUGUUGUCGUUCUGCACUGCUGCGUUUUUCCGGUCGUCAUGGAUGCGGCCGAGGAUGGUGGUCAGACGCGCCAAAGAUAGAUUUUGGAGCUUCUCGGCGAUGCUGUUGUUCCCCGCCGCGGCGAACUGUGUGUCGUUCCGCGCCUGUGGAGACAGAAUCGAAAAAAUCCAUCCCUUCUGGUAGUCGUCGUCCACGUUCCCAGCGCCCCAGUGCACGUCAACGGUGUCAACCCGCUGCACGAUAGGUGCGCCGUUGAUACCCGCUGGGGGGGCAGGUUGUAAGUUUUGGUUCGCGGCGGGAGCGGGGGGUCCACCUGCACCACCGGCUCCUCCUCCACCAGCAACUCCUGCACCGCCAGCACCUCCUCCACCAGCAGCUCCUGCACCACCCGCAAUUCCUCCUCCGCCUCCGCCUCCGGCCGGCGGAAUAGGUCCGAAUCCUCCUGGCGGCGCGCCCGCACCUCCUCCGAAUCCUCCUCCUAGUCCCGGCGGGGGGCCGGCCAUGCCAACCGGAUAAACCUGUUGCUGUUGCGGGUACACCUGUUGGUGCGGUUGGUUUGGGUACAUCUGCUGCUGCUGAUGCAUCUGCUGCUGCUGAUGCAUCUGUUGCUGUUGGUACAUCUGCUGCGGCUGGUAGUACUGGUGCGGGAAUUGGUUUUGCUGUUGGAUCAUGCAUAGCAAUUUUUUGUGCAGCUUCUCGUGAGCCGCCACAACCAUGCUUUCCUCCAUGCAGACGAAGGCAUAUUUGCAAUCCAUAAAAGCUCCCGUCCUAUGAUUUUUGCUUCGCUACGGAAGCGGAGGCCAACGCCUUCGCCAGCGAUCUGCAGGUUUUCUGCCGCAUCGGGAUGGACUGCACCAGCGUGAGAAAUACGCAGGCCCAGCAGCUCUUCAGCGUGUUUGAUUCGCAGCUAGGAAAAGAGCUCUGCAGCCCCAUGAUGGAGCACGUGUUCCCCUUCGGCCGCUACACCAGCGCGGUGGACGGAGAAAACUACGCCUACAAACCGUUUGACCGCAUUAUCCGCAUGUGGCUCACUGAUGACGACUAUGAGGGCAUCAAUUUGAAGAAAAGGAAACUGGAGAACGGUGGGAGUGAAUUUCCAGAGACGAAUAUCGGCGAUACGGCAACCUGGCUCGACGUUGCGCGGACCGUGCUGUCGCGGCGGCUCGAAAUCGAGAAUAACGAGGACCUCCUCGCCCCUAUUGAGAUCCAGUGCUUUUUCGGCAACAAGACAAUCGAAGAGCUCAGACGCGAAAAGAAGAAAGAGCAAGAGGAAGCUAUGGCCUGCUCAGGCACUGCAGCAAUCUCACCUACCAACAUGAAAUAUAAAAGAGUGCAUGUGCAGGCAGUGGCUCGCGAGCACGAGUUUAGUAUAAAUGUUAUCUUGCUUCCACUGCCCAGUGUCUUGCGUUUGCAAAUGUUAUAGAAUAUGUCCUACGGCGACUUCAUAGUUUGGAGGGCGGAUUAAGGCGGCGUAAGUAUGCGGAGCCUUCAAACGGCUUGCAGAUCUGACUGACUGGUCAAAUUGUACUGCCUGAGCAUUCCAUAUGCGACGAAAAGGAGGUGGAGAUACAAAAGAUAUAAAGUACUCAAAGCUUUCGAUGUGCGACCGAGCAGGAUUUCGUCUCUUCGAGGUAUAGGACUGCAGGGAUUUUCUCUUCCUCCGAGCGGAAUUGAAUUUGCAAAUUAUUUCGGAUGAGCUGAAUCGGAAAAAAAAAUUAAUAUAUUUUCCAAACGCGCGGCAUUUUCAAGUAAUGUUGAUGGCAAGGAAAAAGACAGAGUAUGGUCGCGGGCCAGACAAGGAGACCUUCACUUCUUUGUUGUACUACAUUGAGCGCACUAUCGGUAUGGACUCCAUAUCGAUGGUCACCAAAGAGUGCGAGAGGCGAAACGCGGUUUAUUUUCUGCGAGAGAAAAUUUCUGCGAGAGAAAAAGACGGAAGAACUUCGAGAGAAAACAUGCGUGCAAAUGUCGACAACGACAUUCUCCCGAUGAUAAUGGGUCCUUCGCAGCUACAGACUGAAAAACAAUAAAACGCAGGCACUUCUUCUUCUAGCGACUCUGUAUUUGUGGAUGCUCGACUUCUACACCGCUAAAAUGAGGGGUUUUCGGGGAUCAUGCUAGAGCACCACAUGACUCCGAAAAAAGAGCAGGCUUUCAAGACUUCGGUCCCCGCGUGAAGGCGUGAGCGGUUUUUGCUGCCACUCCUGCAAAGCCUCACGGUAUGUUGUUUUUUUAAAUUUUUCUUUCUACGAUAGUUCACAAUUCCCCCUCUCCCCCAUUUAUCAUGCGACUUCCCCCUCAUUUGUCAUGCUAAAUCCACACUCCAGCUGCUGCCUUGAGGUUCUGUCAGCAUGGCAAAUUUCGGAGGCACGUCGAGCAGUACUAUACUAAAUCGGGCACGCUGAUUUGUCAUGCGCAGGCUCCUUCUGUGCUGGUGCUCGUAUUGCUAUGCAUGCCAUACGAAUGAAGGACGAGGGGGGGGGGGUUGUGCACUCUCCUACUUAUGCACUCCUACAAGUAGUUGGAGAUGAAGGAAGAUACUACUAGCACGUAGAUUUAUGCAUUGCAAAUUUGUUAGGGUCUGGAAGACUGACAAAUUGAAAUUGUGAUGCGGAUUCUGGAAUAGACAAAAAUUUGUGUUGCAUACUCAGCAAAAGAUGUCACAUUUCCUUCUUGAAAGUGCCUUUUACACGCUGGCUGCGCAUGGAGAAGUUCGCCCAGAAUUGGACAGGCUCGGCAUGAAGAUGCAUUCCGCUUCCAUCUUGCAAAUGGAAAAAGAACCGCAUGACAAGUUAGUACGAUCCGCCUCCUUCCAGACCUCGACAUGCUGUGUGCAACGGAUUAUAACGCCACACUCAGUUGUCUGCCCUCUCCUUCACGGCACCGAACGUAGAAGAUCAAAGACAAUUUCGAUGUACAACUUUAUCUUUUUCUCCACCUACAGGUACCAUCGAUGCUGUUCCAGCCUUUCUUCCGCGACGUGUACGGUUCCCAUGCCAGUCGUUCUCGACGGAACGAAACACCUGGAAGCGCGAUGGAUUUCCAGGGAGGCGUUGUAGGCUAUGGCGUUCUCAAAUGUUACACUCUCAACUGUUUACAUGAAUUUGUGAUGCAAGAAUGUGAAAAGCAAAAGAAGGGAGCUUGCCCCUCUCCUCGCAUUACAAAUUUGGCGCAGCUUUUAAUGCUGUUUAGCUCCUCGAAAAUUUGUCAUGCGAAGUAGGUUCGUCGUGUGGAUGCUGGUGCGCAUUAUGCAUGACUGUGGUAGUUGAGAAUGUAACGUUUGAGAGCUCCAUAUAGUCUAGCGUGAUGCAACGAUGAUUCUAUCCCUGAAAGCGCCUCGGUCUAUACGGAAUCCAACAAUGAUACAAGGCAAUUAUCGAUUUACUUUACAAGAUACAAUUAUGAUGAGAUUGUUUAUUAUACAAGAUACUUGACAAAAAGCGACAACAAGGAAACAUUACAGCUGUAUGAAAUUGACACAGCAACAGAAUUCCUUUACUCCUUCAGCCCCGAUAGUAAACUCAUUUAGUCGAAAGCUAUGUCAAUUCGAAAUCUCCUGGGAGUACCGAUAUAGCGGACGAUUUUUUGAACAUUGACGACAUCACUUUUGCCCGCAAUGAGAAACACGAAAGACAGCAAAAAGUGUAGAAGGAGAACAGUUUUUUAAGCCGAAAAAAAUUUCAUCCAGGAAGAGACUCAGACUUCCGGAGGGGGCAACCGCUUAUCCUGAAGCUUCUGUGCAUGCUGCGUGCUUGAGCAUUUUUCGUCUCGCGGCUCAGAAGUACUAUGCUCAGAG